Rhodofomes roseus is the source of this 2018-nucleotide messenger RNA. Its product is annotated as MFS general substrate transporter. Bases 177 to 1847 code for a protein of 556 amino acids. Gene Ontology annotation, molecular function: transmembrane transporter activity. NCBI's taxonomy places the organism in Eukaryota, Fungi, Basidiomycota, Agaricomycetes, Polyporales, Fomitopsidaceae. Gene Ontology annotation, cellular component: membrane. The transcript is spliced from 15 exons. The record is from RefSeq and is a predicted model, not a curated record. Gene Ontology annotation, biological process: transmembrane transport.
GUACAAGCGCGCGCCGCGCUCACGCUGCGACACCGUACUUGCCAAUGGAGCCAGUACUUUCUCAGUCCCCACUGUCUUGCCAGUGCUGCAGGCUCGUUCAUACAUAUGCUAUGGAUAUCUAGCUCUGGAAUCUGAAACAAAUAGCUCGCUAGGCGACACAGCGACCCCUGGUAGCAAUGUUCAGCUCGAGGAGGGUUUUCAGUACACGACUGCUAUCUUUUCUUGCUCCUGGCCGACGCGGGAGCGGACCUGAAUACCAACCUUUAGAUCAGCUUGGAAAGCGAGGCACCUUUGAAGUAGUUGAGGGCGACGAGCUGGGAGGUCUGGGUGCAGAGUUGGACGACUCGUUGGGAGGCAUAGAAGUCGAUGAUGUUGACACCGGCGCCCAACUCCUCGCAGGAGAAGAUAUCGAGUUCCUCGAAGAAGAUGCGAACAGGGUUCGGGACAAGAUUGAUUGGCAUAUCCUGCCUCUCAUGUGCACACUAUAUUGGAUUCAAUUCAUGGACAAGACUACUCUCGGUAGCUCGGCUAUACUAGGAAUUAGGGAGGCUACCCAUCUUACAACGAAUGAAUACAACAUGCUCGGAACAAUAUUCUACGUCAGCUACCUUCUCUUCGAGUACCCGCAGAACCUCGCUCUGCAACGAUUUCCUGUGGGCAAAUGGAUGAGUCUCAAUAUCUUUGUAUGGGGCCUCGCUUUACUAGGUCAUGCAGCGUGCAAGAACUUCGCGGGUCUAUUCGCUGUACGCUUCAUACUCGGGAUGUGCGAAGGUUCAAUCACCGCCGGUUUCAUGAUCGUCAGCUCUAUGUUCUAUACGCGCAACGAACAGACGUUACGUGUCGGAUACUGGUUCCUCAUGAAUGGCACAGCGCAAAUCAUAUCUGGUUUUAUCAGUUUUGGAACCCUGCAUAUCAAGACCGAAGGCUUCGAGCCUUGGCAAUGGUUGAUGUGCAUUACCGGCACCUUGACAUUGAUCACCGCUGUCGUCUACUGGUUCUACUUCCCGGACUCGCCCACUAAUGCUUGGUUCCUCACGAAGAAGGAACGUAUCAUCGCGAUACGGCGCCUUAAGGAGAACCAAACCGGUGUCGAGAACAAACACUUCAAAAUCGAGCAAGUCCACGAAGCCCUACACGACCCAAAGACGUGGCUCUUCGCGCUCUUCUCCGCACUCAACAACGUACCGAACAGUCUAACCAACCAGGGCCAGAUCAUCGUCGCCUCAUUCGGAUUCACAUACCUACAAACGACCCUCCUCGGCUGCGUCGACGGCGUCAUCGAAAUCAUCACCAUUUGGACGGGCGUGCACCUCGCCGCCCGCCUGAAGGACGCACGCGCGUAUGUCGCCGCCAUGUACUUCAUACCAAACAUCGUCGGCGUACUACUCAUAAACCUGUUGCCGUGGAGCAACCGGAUAGGGCUCUUGUGCGCACAGUGGCUGACCGGCGUGGGGACCACGGGCUUUGUUCUAUCCUUGUCAUGGCUCUCAAAUGUCACUGCGGGCCAUACCAAACGCGUGACCGCCAACGCGAUCAUGCUCAUUGCGUACUGCAUUGGGAAUGCCUUGGGACCCUUCAUGUGGCAGGAGAAGUAUCGCCCCCGAAAUCACGUGCCGUGGACCAUCAUCGGGCUCUGCUACGUGGCAUGCCCUCUGCUCUUGCUGCUUAUCCGGCGUACGCUAGCCUCCGAGAACAAGCGACGCGACCUGGAGCGGCCGGACGAGACGUACAACGAUGUUUACAUAGAGAUUGUCGACACGAAUGGGAUACGUGUCCGCAAGAGGGUGGAUAAGGAAUUCCUGGAUUUGACGGAUAUACAGAACCGAGAGUUUAGAUACGUUCUUUGAAUUUUUCUUGAUUGAGUUUGUGACUCUCCGCGAUGCCCUGGCGCGCUGGCGGUCGGCGUAAGCUCUAAAGUCCAGAUUUCAAUUGUGCCCGGUCCUGGAGCCGGAAGCUUUUCACGCGUCUUUCGAGGUAUAGUCGAUUGUGUUCCUGGCGAUCCUCGUCCCAUUCCCUUU